UCCCCCCAAAUCUCCCUUCUCUUUCUCGUUUGUCCCCUCAGAGCUACUCCUCGGUGAGCAACAUGAACGCGGGGCUGGGCAUGAACAGCAUGAACACGUACAUGACCAUGUCGGCCAUGAGCACCACGGCCAACAUGACGGCAGCCACCUCCAUGAACAUGUCCUACGCCAACACGGGCAUGAGCCCUUCACUCGCUGGCAUGUCCCCAGGUGCGGGGGCCAUGGCCGGCAUGGGCUCAGCCGGCGUGGCGGGGAUGGGUGCCCACCUGAGCCCCAGCAUGACCAUGGGAGGCCAAGCGGGCUCCAUGAACGCCCUGGCCCCCUACACCAACAUGAAUUCCAUGAGCCCCAUCUACGGGCAAUCCAACCUCAACCGCUCGCGGGACCCCAAGACGUACCGGCGGAGCUACACGCACGCCAAGCCCCCCUACUCCUACAUCUCGCUCAUCACCAUGGCCAUCCAGCAGUCUCCCAACAAGAUGCUGACGCUGAGCGAGAUCUACCAGUGGAUCAUGGACCUCUUCCCCUUCUACCGCCAGAACCAGCAGCGUUGGCAGAACAGCAUCCGCCACUCGCUUUCCUUCAACGACUGCUUCCUCAAGGUGCCCCGCUCCCCAGACAAGCCGGGCAAAGGCUCCUUCUGGACGCUGCACCCCGACUCGGGCAACAUGUUUGAGAACGGCUGCUACCUGCGCGAGCAACAGCGCGAAUCAAUGCCGGCCCCCGACAGCGACAGCGGGGAGCUUCCUCCCGGGGGGAGAAGCCCCAUCGGCGUGGGAAGCGGAGGGGAAGCUCCCCCGUGGCAGCGGCUUCGGCUCAGGUCUCUUUGCAACAAACCUCUCUUUUUUCCCUGCGCUCGCCCCGUGAAACAAGGGGAGGCGACGCUUCGCCCCGCUCACCGUCGGCACGCCGCGCGUCUCCCCUCGGAGAAAACAAACCCCAAUCCCACGAGCAUAAAAGGGCUUUGUGGUGGGGACAUCAGUGCCGUGCCGCGGGCCGGGGCUCGCCGCCCGCCUGCCAACCCGCCUAGGAAUGCUUGCUGCCACCGCAGCCUGCGGGUAGGAAAUAGUUUCCAGGCAAAAAGGCCUCCCAGUGUAUUCCGGCCCGACAGCUUCCAGCAGCCCUCUGUAGGCGUCUUGUUCUGCCGCCGCCGGGACACCUACCCGGAGGAAGAGCGGAGACGAAGGUGGGAGAGCUUUUAA
Meleagris gallopavo (turkey) is the source of this 1202-nucleotide messenger RNA. The record is from RefSeq and is a predicted model, not a curated record. NCBI's taxonomy places the organism in Eukaryota, Metazoa, Chordata, Aves, Galliformes, Phasianidae.